ACGCACUUAUAAAAGCACUAAAACCCUGUCCCGCACUCUCUCUCGUCUUCCUCCCUUAUUCUUGCGCUUCUUCAAGAUCUAGAGAGACCAAACUUUACAAACCCUAGAUAAUUUAAGGGAGGUUAGACACCAAUUUUGCAACCACUUUCUAUACGCUCCUCUCACCUCACUUUCUCCGAUCCAAAUCUUCAUUUCCGGGCUUUUUAUUGCUUUUGUGAGAUCAAGUACUAAGAAUGGUAAGAGUAGUGAUGGCGUCUACGGUUCAGCCAGCUCCAGCUCCAGCUCCUACCGCUGAUGUUGUGGGGAAUGCGUUUGUUCAUCAAUACUACCUUAUAUUACACCAAUCUCCCGAGCAUGUUCAUCGGUUUUACCAGGAUAUUAGUAAGCUUGGUCGCCCAGAAGAAAAUGGGGUCAUGAGUAACACAACCACUAUGCAAGCUAUCAAUGAUAAGAUACUUUCACUCCAUUAUGGAGAUUUCAGCGCUGAGAUAACAACUGUGGAUGCACAAGAAUCUUACAAUGGGGGAGUUCUUGUUCUUGUGACUGGGUAUUUGACUGGAAAGGACAAUGUGAAGCGGAAAUUUACUCAGAGUUUUUUCCUGGCACCUCAAGACAAAGGCUACUUUGUUUUGAAUGAUGUCUUUAGAUAUGUAGAUGAGACCAACUAUGAUGGCAACCAGGCUCCUGUUAAUGACGUUGAAGCUCCUAUUACUCCUGACCAAGAUGAUUCUCUAGUACAGGGCACUCAUGUUUCUGAUCAAAUGGCUGUUUUAUCUGAGGAAGUCAAUGUGGAGGAUGUUCGUGAUCCUUCUGAGAAUGGGGACGGCACAAUCAAAGAAGAGGAGGCACCGGUACCUGAGGUUGUUGAUGAGGUUCCAGAUGAUACACAUAUGGUUGCUGAAUCUAACUCUAAAAGUGAAGAAGUGCCGAAGAAGUCCUAUGCUUCAAUUGUUAUGAAGGACAGUGCUGUCUCUAUAUCAUCCCCUCCACCAUCUUCUCUAAGGUCUAUAAUGAAGAGCCAGGAGCAACAACCUCCCUCUGCAUCGCCUCCAGAUCAGGCAUCAGAGACACCUGUUUCCAGUGUCCCUGCUACUGAAAAUGGGAAUAACCUAGAGGGUGGAGCUGAGGGUCCAUCUAUAUAUCUUAAAGGUCUGCCUGUGAGUGCCACACAUUCUCUACUUGAGAAUGAGUUCAAGAAGUUUGGAGCUAUAAGGAGUGGUGGUAUUCAAAUUAAAUCCCAAAAGGGAUUUUCUUUUGGCUUUGUUGAAUUUGAAGAGGAAGUUGCUGUGCAAAAUGCAAUAGAGGCAUCUCCUAUCAUGAUCAAUGGACGACAAGUUGUUGUUGAACAAAAGAAGUCUACUCGAGGGGGAAAUAGGGGACGGUUUUCACAGGAGCGGGAAAUGGAUCAGGAAUGAGGGAGCAAAGGCGUGGAAACUAUGGAGCUAGCAGAGGCUAUGGCCGUGGUGAUUUUUGUAACAGGAUGAGUAUGAAAAUAGGAGUGGCAGUAGGGGAGAUUUUCUAACCGUGGAGGUGAUGGAUACCAA
This is a messenger RNA of Pistacia vera, 1544 nucleotides long. Its product is annotated as nuclear transport factor 2. Lineage: Eukaryota; Viridiplantae; Streptophyta; Magnoliopsida; Sapindales; Anacardiaceae. The record is from RefSeq and is a predicted model, not a curated record. Bases 234 to 1415 code for a protein of 393 amino acids. Gene Ontology annotation, molecular function: mRNA binding. Gene Ontology annotation, cellular component: ribonucleoprotein complex; cytosol. The transcript has 10 exons.